Molecule: messenger RNA, 1657 nt
Organism: Paramacrobiotus metropolitanus
Lineage: Eukaryota; Metazoa; Tardigrada; Eutardigrada; Parachela; Macrobiotidae
Product: N-acetyl-D-glucosamine kinase-like
Molecular function (GO): N-acetylglucosamine kinase activity
Source: RefSeq, a predicted model, not a curated record
CGUAUGAUCGUAGCUAUGUUCAUAACAACUGUGGAACCGGUUUUAGCCAGAAAAGAAAAUUUCUUGAAUUGUUGCGGCCUAGCGUAGUCGUCGAGAACGAUUCCACGGGCGUGGUGGUACUUCGCUGUCCUACUUGUUUUAGCUACGAAUUCUACAGGAAAAAAGUUAAAUCACUGCAAGCAGCAAGCCCACUCAACAUGCCACCGACGGAAGGAUCUGAGAAGUACUUUGUCGGCGUGGAAGGCGGCGGUACCUCCUCGAACGCCGUCCUGCUGAGCAGCAAGGCUGAAGUGCUGGCCACCAGCAAGGGCGACACCACCAACAUGUGGAACAUCGGCAUUCCAGCCACUUGUGCAAAUAUCUGGGCCAUGGUUGUCGAUCUGCGCAAGCAGGCAGGCCUGCCGGACGGAGAGAAGAUCGCGGGAAGAUUGUGCCUGUCGGGUGCGGACGAUGACACGGAGAACAAGAAACUCGUGGAUGCCCUGGACAAGGAAUAUCAUCUGGCAGAGCAAUAUGUCAUUGAGGCGGACACCAUUGGGUCGCUGGCCACGGCUCUUCCUGAUCUGUCCGGGAUCGUUUUAAUUUCAGGCACCGGCUCGAAUUGCGUUUUGCGCAAUCCGGAUGGAAGCACUGUCAAAUGUGGUGGAUGGGGUCAUUUACUGGGCGACGAAGGCUCGGCGUACUGGAUAGCCUUGCGCGCCGUGAAGAUUCUCUUUGACCAUGACGAUAAUUACCGUUUAAGUGAUUUCAACGCGGAUAAACUGCGAAAGCAUGUUUUCAAAUUUUUCAACGUGAAGCAGCGCUCCGAAAUUCUGCCGUAUUUCUACGCACCUUUCCAGAAGUCUGCUAUUGCCAAUAUGGCAGCGGCCAUUGCCGACGGAGCAACCGAGAACGACCCCCUGUGUAAAUUUUUGUAUCAGGAUGCCGGAAAACGUCUGGCACAACACAUUAAAGCUAUUACGCCGCACAUUUCCCAUGAGUUGCUGCAGAAAAACGGCGGAGUCCCGGUGGUUUGUGUGGGAUCUGUCUGGAAAAGCUGGCAACAUCUGCAUGAUGGCUUUUUGGAAGGGCUCGAUCACUGUAUUCCGGCUCUUCGUCUAAUGCGCCUCAGUGGCUCAUCAGCAUAUGGCGCGGCUUACUUAGCUGGUUUGAAGUACGGGGUGCGAUUGCCCAUCGAUCAUCUUCGCCCCACUGAAUUGUUUUACGAGUUCGAUGGCGCUACUUGCUCCUUGGAGGAGAGCAAAAAGAUGCGCUGGAUCCGCGAACGCAAGCACACUGAGGAAUCUGUGUUGGACGAUACUUAGUACGGUGUCCUUCCUGCCCGGCUUCGAUUUUCGUGUUUACUGAGAAAUCUAUGUUUUUCCUUUACUGCUAGAAAUAAGCGCUUUUAGUAUACUGCUAGUGCUCGGAGCAGCUUUAGCCUGAAUUUUGUGUUACUUUGUUCUAAGCAUGCAACAGCUGCAAUUUCAACGCAUGCACGUUGUAAUAAUUUUGUGUUUUUAUUCUUUUAUCCUAACCGGUCGCUUGUUAGGUUAGGCACGUUCGUUCUAAUGGAGGGAUAAUUGUGGCUAAUCAUGGUAAAGUGUUCAUGAUACCGGUAUUGCCAAGCGUAACAAAUUUUACAGAGCUUAACAAAAUUUACAGAGCUGUAAAUUUA